Molecule: messenger RNA, 935 nt
Organism: Toxorhynchites rutilus septentrionalis
Lineage: Eukaryota; Metazoa; Arthropoda; Insecta; Diptera; Culicidae
Product: larval cuticle protein A2B-like
Exons: 3
Coding region: 85-585 (166 amino acids)
Cellular component (GO): extracellular matrix
Source: RefSeq, a predicted model, not a curated record
AUACGUAUAAAAGGAGGUUUGUUUGCUCCGAAAGUCGUCACAAUCAGUUCAGCUUUGUAGCAAACAUCACACACGGAUACUGAAAUGGCGUUCAAAUUUGCGAUUUUCGCUGCCAUCGUAGCUGUGGCGAAUGCCGUUGCUAUCGGAUACCCUGCCGCAUAUCCAGCCCCAUACCAUGGCGCAUAUCCAGCUAUUGCCAAAGUAGCUGCCCCCGUCAUUGCUAAGGCCGUUGAUGACUACGAUCCAAACCCACAGUACAGUUAUAGCUACCAUAUUGCCGAUGCCCUGACCGGUGAUAACAAGGCACAGCAGGAAUCUCGCUCGGGAGAUGUAGUUACCGGAUCGUAUUCUCUGGUUGAACCCGAUGGCACCCGUCGUGUUGUUGAGUAUACCGCGGAUCCAGUCAAUGGAUUCAACGCCGUUGUACAUCGUGAGCCUCUCGGCGCAAAGGUUGUAGCUCCAGUUGCCAAGAUUGCUGCCCCACUCGCCUAUCCAGCUGCCCAUAUCGGUUAUCCAGGAGCCCAUGUUGGUUAUGCAGGAGCCCAUCUUGGAUAUCCAGGCUACGCCAAGGCCGUCUAUGGUUAAGCAAACAUGAGACUCUGGUUGUUCUCUGACAUUUCCUUCUGAAACCUAUGUCUGCAAAAUCAACAACGUAAAUUAAGUCUAUUUAUUCUUCACAGUAUGCCGAGAAACAUUCGCUAUUUUCUUCUAUUUCCUUUUAUUUCAAAUCCAGCUGUUCUAAGAAUCAAGUCGAUUAGUUAUUCCCAGCUCAACUAGAUGUUCAUACAAAAGUAAUUUGUAAAUAGAAACCGAAAACGUGUCAUUGUAGUUAAAAUUUUAAUGUGCAAUGUGAGAUACUGAACGUAGCAUCUCUUUCCUUGACUGUGUGACCUGAUGGAGUGUGUAGUAUAGUAGAAUUAGAAUAUGUAAUGUUA